Molecule: messenger RNA, 1789 nt
Organism: Phodopus roborovskii (desert hamster)
Lineage: Eukaryota; Metazoa; Chordata; Mammalia; Rodentia; Cricetidae
Gene: Wbp2
Product: WW domain binding protein 2
Exons: 8
Coding region: 109-897 (262 amino acids)
Biological process (GO): positive regulation of DNA-templated transcription
Cellular component (GO): nucleus
Molecular function (GO): transcription coactivator activity; chromatin DNA binding
Source: RefSeq, a predicted model, not a curated record
AGGAGCUACGAUUGGCUGGAUGUAAUACGAACGACGCCACUAGAGGCGGGCCAAAGGCCGGCGCAGGCGCACGGCGUUGCGAGCCUCGGGACCCCAGUGGGAGAGACUAUGGCGCUCAACAAGAAUCACUCGGAGGGUGGCGGAGUGAUCGUCAACAACACCGAGAGCAUCCUAAUGUCCUAUGAUCAUGUGGAGCUUACGUUCAAUGACUUGAAGAAUAUGCCAGAGGCCUUCAAAGGGACCAAGAAAGGCACUGUCUACCUUACCCCAUACCGGGUCAUCUUCCUGUCUAAGGGGAAGGAUGCCAUGCAGUCCUUCAUGAUGCCGUUUUACCUGAUGAAGGACUGUGAGAUCAAGCAGCCAGUGUUUGGCGCAAACUUCAUCCAGGGGAUAGUGAGGGCUGAAGCAGGAGGUGGCUGGGAAGGCUCCACUUCCUACAAGCUGACCUUCACAGCAGGGGGCGCCAUUGAGUUUGGGCAGCGGAUGCUCCAGGUGGCAUCACAAGCCUCCAGAGGGGAAGCCCCUAAUGGAACCUACGGGUACCCUUACAUGCCCGGCGGGGCCUAUGUCUUCCCCCCGCCAGUCGCCAAUGGAAUGUACCCCUGCCCUCCUGGCUACCCCUAUCCACCGCCCCCACCCGCAGAGUUCUACCCAGGACCUCCCAUGAUGGAUGGAGCCAUGGGUUAUGUACAGCCCCCACCACCGCCCUAUCCUGGGCCUAUGGAGCCUCCAGUCAGUGGCCCUAGUGCCCCCUCCACCCCUGCAGCUGAGGCCAAGGCCGCAGAAGCAGCUGCCAGCGCCUAUUACAACCCAGGCAACCCACACAAUGUCUACAUGCCCACGAGCCAGCCUCCGCCGCCGCCCUACUACCCCCCAGAAGACAAGAAGACACAGUAGACCUUGCCCACCUCCCUGCCUCUUACUGGAUGACCCCCCCCUCCUGGGCCUCCCAUGGAGUUGCAUCUGAGACUCUGAGAGGCCAGGGAGGGAACUAGCCCUGGGCAGGGCUCCUCCCAGAGGCGCCUCCCAGCUUCCCACACUAGCUCAGCCCAAGGCACUGUUCUGUCUAGCUUCCGGCUCACCAUCUCUGGGGCUCUUGGAAGCCUGGGAUUACCCCUUGCUCCUCACUGAAAUAGCUCCUCCCCACAGAGGGACUCUCUGGCCACUCCUCCACCAUGGUCCAGCCCCCUCAGCCUGGUGGCCAUCUUACUCCAUCGUGUGGGCUCAUCAGACCAGUCCUGUGUCUCUCGUAGGGGCCCUGCCAGGCCGUGCUCACAUUCCUCCUUCCUGGGGUGUGCCCGACCCUGGAAGGCUACUGUUCCAGCAGAGGGCCAGGCCCGGCCUCCGUCACACUCACUCUGCUACGCUUGUCCUUGUUCCUUUCCUUGCCCCUGGCUUUGGGAAUUUUACCCUGAGCUUCCAGUAGCCAGUGGCAACAGAAGCGACCGAGGUAGCUGGGAGGAGCCCCUCUUGGAGUGUUCUGGGAAUAACCCCUCCCCCUUUACAAGGGGCUUUUCCACAGGAGCGGUAGAGAGUGCAUGUCUGUGCAGUCAUGACUUUGGUCUGAGAACCAGCACCUCCAACCAUGUGACCUGAACCCUGCUAUCUGCCCCUGUGUGAGCUUCAUGCCCCCUGGAUGCACUAAGAUUUGCUCUUGUUUGUUCCUGGUCUGGACACAAAAUGAGGAGAUGGUUAUUUAAAGAGAACUCCCUAUUUAUUUGACACACACACACACACACAAAAAUCCAGUUAAUAUAUUAAUGUGAAAUAAACCCUGUUUGCACCUUGA